Cryptosporidium muris RN66 is the source of this 1320-nucleotide messenger RNA. Its product is annotated as NOL1/NOP2/sun family protein. Gene Ontology annotation, biological process: rRNA methylation. The record is from RefSeq and is a predicted model, not a curated record. Gene Ontology annotation, molecular function: methyltransferase activity. Lineage: Eukaryota; Apicomplexa; Conoidasida; Eucoccidiorida; Cryptosporidiidae. Bases 1 to 1320 code for a protein of 439 amino acids. Gene Ontology annotation, cellular component: mitochondrial large ribosomal subunit. The transcript has a single exon.
AUGAUACCAACAAAUUUACAAGGUUAUUAUGGCUGGUAUUAUUACCAUGAAAAUGGAUUUGACAAUAGGAGAUUUACUCAGAAAUUGCUUCCAUCACUUACAUCACCUACAAGCCACAUUGCAGUACUGUCAAAUAAUAUUCAAUGUUAUAAUAAUGAGAUAUCCUAUUUAAAAAUUAAAGAUCUAACAUAUAAAUCUUGGUGUUUUCCUAAUACUUUUAUAAUUACAAAAGAAGAAAAUGAACUUAUUAAUAGUACAAGGAUAAUCCAGGAGGAGCAAGUUUAUUUUAUGGAUGGAGCUAGUAUCUUAGUAAGUUAUCUUCUCGAUUUAGAUAACCAAAGUUCUAUCCUAGAUACAUGCGCGGCUCCAGGAGGAAAGAGCUUGAUUUUUAGCUUUAGAAUAUCCAGAUUGUUACAGCUUAAUACAUGUACUACUGAUAAAAAUAAUGUACUACUAGUUUGCAAUGAAUACAACUAUACUCGUCUACAACGUCUAAAAACUAUCCUAAAUAAAUAUUUAGGCAAGAAUCUUAUGAAUGAAUUGAAAAUUGAAUUAAUAAGAAGUGAUGCUUCUGAUAUCUCACUACUCAAGGCCCUUAAAAAAAAAAGGACAUUUAAUAGAAUACUUUUAGAUGCACCUUGUACAUCAGAUAGACACUUAUUACUAAAUAAGAGUAUCCAAAAUUGGUCAUUAGGGACUGUCAAAAAAAGUGCUAAAAAACAGUUAGAAAUCUUAUCCAAUAUAUAUCCUCUAUUAGAGAAGGGAGGAAUGUUAUUAUAUUGCACAUGUGCAUUAAGCUUAAUUGAAAAUGAUGAUGUUAUUUCUAAAUUUUGUAAGAAGUUUAGAUACAAUCCUAAUAAAUGUUUACAUGAUCUGUCCAAAGUGGUUAGCAGUUUUAAUAAUAGAAAUACUAAUAUUUGUUGUAUUAAUUUAAAUCCUCUUGAAAUGAAAUAUUAUAAACAAAAUGAAGAUUUUAAAUAUAGAGAAUUGGAUGAAUUAGAUACUUCAAUAUAUCAAAAUAACAAAGUCCAAACAAUAAAUAACAGCGACAAUGAAAAAAUUGACAAUAUUUUGGAAACAAAGUCAGAAAUAAAUGACUAUUUCAAAAAGGAAAUGGAUUUGUUGAGCUACAGACAACAAGCUUGUUCAGAAAUUAUUGAAACAGAUCAACAAAAUUUAGAAUCAAGGGAAUAUGAAGUAAUAAAUCAAGAUCUUAGCUAUUGUCAAUUCUUUAUGGAAUAUACAAAAUAUGGUGCAUAUAUAUUACCAGAUAGUAAUUGUGGAUUAGGCCCACUCUUUAUUUCAAUUAUAACAAAGUAA